AUGUUCUGCUCCAGGAGAGUCCUGCAGCAGUGGUGCUUCGCUCUCUUCUUGCUCUGCUCUCCGGUGCCACACUACGGUCGGCCCAUCGAUGCCCUGAGCAACAGAAUAAAGCGCUCUGUGACUCAUGCUCAGCUGAUGCACGAUAAAGGCCGGACGCUGCAGGAUUUUAAGCGUCGCAUGUGGCUGCAGGAGCUUUUGGACGAAGUCCACACGGCAGAGAUCCGUGAACUCCCCGUCCGGACUGUCGCCGGAGGGGGAAGCAGCAGCGGCGCUGGCGUCGGGCUGCCGGGCGCCGGCCUGGGAAUCAACCUGAGCACCACCGGCAGCACCCUGCACUCCAAACCUCCCGGAGGAACCAAAAACCUCCCCAUCAGCUUCCGGCUGGAGGAGGAGGAGGGCACCAACCUGCCGCAGGAGACCAACAAGUCCCAGACGUACAAAGACGGCGUUCUCAAGGCACCCGGCAAGAAGAAGAAGAAAGGAAGGUCUGGGAAAAGGAGGGAAGGAGAGAAGAGGAAGAGACGAGCGCGCUCGUUGGGCUGGAGGCUGGAAGAAGAGCCUGGGAGCGGACUCCACCUGGAGUGGAGAUCUCUGCUUGGCCUGCGGAGGGCGCUGCUUUAA
Molecule: messenger RNA, 621 nt
Organism: Scomber japonicus (chub mackerel)
Lineage: Eukaryota; Metazoa; Chordata; Actinopteri; Scombriformes; Scombridae
Gene: pthlha
Product: parathyroid hormone-like hormone a
Exons: 2
Coding region: 1-621 (206 amino acids)
Biological process (GO): regulation of chondrocyte differentiation; osteoblast development; bone mineralization
Cellular component (GO): extracellular region
Molecular function (GO): hormone activity; peptide hormone receptor binding
Source: RefSeq, a predicted model, not a curated record